Molecule: messenger RNA, 2881 nt
Organism: Patiria miniata (bat star)
Lineage: Eukaryota; Metazoa; Echinodermata; Asteroidea; Valvatida; Asterinidae
Product: fulicin peptides-like
Exons: 12
Coding region: 204-1079 (291 amino acids)
Source: RefSeq, a predicted model, not a curated record
GGUGGUUUAGCAAAUGAUUGCAGACGGAUCUGAGGGAAUUAUUGGUCACGAAGCAUAGAUUGGAAAUAGCUGGUGUUGACUUCGAGAGGGUUUAUAAAAAGGGCGGGAAAAUUUUCAGACCUAAUCAGAAUCGAUUUGUUUUGCACUAGUGCCGGUGCUUUUGUCUUUACACACCAAAGGACCAAGCUCUGAAGGGCAUUAACAUGGCCGCCCAUUGCUUUCAUCUGAUUGGUUGCCUGGUCCUGAGUCUCUCCAUUCUUUUGUGUCCUGCCGCGCCAUUGGAUAACGCGGACGAAGCCGACAGUAAGACGUCCCCUGAUUGGCCGGCCCAAAACACCGCAGAGUUCGAGUUCGCCCCAAUUCAAGACACUGAAUUCAAGCGGGCACGGUUAACUGGGAUUUCACCCUUCGACCUGAUAGGAAAGCGGAGCGAUUAUGACAGUAAACGAGCACGUCUGACGGGUAUCUCUCCUUUCGACUUGAUAGGAAAGCGGGAUGAAGAUGAUUUCAUGAAGAGAGGUCGACUAACCGGUAUUUCACCGUUCGAUCUCAUCGGGAAACGUGACAGUGAUGAUUUCAUGAAGAGAGGACGACUUACCGGUAUUUCACCGUUCGAUCUCAUCGGGAAACGUGACAGUGAUGCCUUUCUGAAGCGGGCCCGGUUGACGGGAAUUUCACCCUUCGAUCUCAUUGGCAAAAGAGACACUGUAGAUGCUAUGAAACGAGCUAGACUGACUGGGAUAAGCCCGUUUGAUUUGAUUGGCAAGAGAGCUGAAGAUGCUUAUAAGCGGGCCAGACUGACCGGCAUCAGCCCGUUCGACCUUAUCGGGAAGCGGACAUAUGAUGGUGUGAAGCGAGCCCGACUUACCGGGAUUAGCCCGUUUGACCUGAUUGGGAAGAGAGAUGAUGAGUGGGCGGAGCCGGAGGAUUACAAGCGCGCUCGUCUGACCGGCAUUAGUCCGUUCGAUCUAAUUGGUAAACGCCCAGAGGGUGGGAGCAUUCACAAGACUUCCCAACCUGCCCCUGUUCGAUCUGCCGGGCCCGAUACGGAGGAAGCUAGGUCGGGUAGCAGAAGCUGAGGUCUCCGAGUAACAAGACGAAGACUUCGAGAUCAAACGUUUCGCCGGAACAUCUGCCAAGCGUGGGUUUGUUUCCCUCCGCGUAUUCAUUGUUCUACUUUGCAUUAACGGCAACACUCUAUCGAAAAACCACAGUCAGAAAGAAUAAUGAUUUAGAAAUGUAUAGUGACUUAAAAAUUAUGCUGACUUACAAAGUGUUUGAAACGAAUGAACAAGGACAGAAAGACUUAAAGAUGUAUGUAGAAGAGCAUUCAUGUAAUUGUAAGUGUCUUAUAAUGGUUAGAUUAUAUCAAUUUAUGCUGGUGCCUUUUUUGCACGGUAAGGCGUGAUUUUAGGUGACAUGGCCAGACAACAAAGUAAUUCUGGAUGAGGAAAAUAUUUUGUUGCUGUUUAUGGAUUACAAUUGUAAUCUGUUGACCGUGAAAGUAGACUUAAAUGACUGUAUCUAGGUUGUCUUUAACUCAAGGGAAGCCAUGAUGAAUUCAAGGUGUAGAGACAACUACGAAUGGUUUCGAGAAAAUUGUAGAGAAAUAAAAAAAACCAGUGCAGAAUGUAUUUCAAGUGUAGCAAUGCUUAGACCUUAUCAGAUGCAGAAUUUGUAGGAAAAAACCCGCAUAAUUAAUUUGACAACGUGAUGAACGCUUGCGAUCAUAAUUUUGAGCUUGCUUAUCUUGCUUUGUUGUCGAUCGUGGGUUGUUUCACAACGCGUUCCAUUCAUAGGAAACUGACAGUGGGUUUCGUAAUUUAACUGUUGUGUAAUUUCUCGGAAGUCUUUGUUGAUUUUUUCUCUUUUGGUAAGCAUCCCUUUUGUGAAAUCAGUCGUAAAUUGAUUGGGUAUUUGUUGGCUAAACAAUGUAGCGACGAGCUUUUUUCUUUUCCCCACACGUGCCUUAUACAGAAUGCGUAGAAUAUAGAAAGCUUGACAAAGUAAUGGCAUUUCCGCGCAAAGUCAUGUAGGAAACUACAUGAACAUUUACUCAUUUGAAAACAAGCAUGUUUUAGUGAAAGUGUUUUCAGUAAAACACAAAAAAGAAGAAGAGUGAAAUAGGCACAAGGUUUUCUGAACAUGAAAAGACUAUACGUCUGAACAUCUGAACUUAAAGAGGCUAUAUCAAGUAGAAAAAUAACAUUUUUAGUUUCAGAAUUGCGCCACCUUGCGACUAUAUAUUUAAAUUUCAAAACGUGCUUUGGGUUCCUUUGACAUACCUAAGCUAGUUAUUUAAAAUAAAUGUGUGAGUCAAGACGAUUUCGUUUUCUCUUCAGAGUCAAGCUCUCAAUUUCACUUUUGUCUCAACUGUCAAGAAUCAUCUUUGCAGAUUUUUUUUUCAGGCAAAAUGCUCGUCAAAUAAGUGAGUCAUGAUAUUUUGGAGAAUCGUUUACCACUAAAUGUCUUCAAUGGCCACUGAAUUACAAACAAAACCUCACAACCAUCAAUUAUGCAGCUGCAUGCGAUCAGUUAAACAUUGAUUCUUGAAAGUGUAAACACUGAGGGUCAAGGAAAACAAAUAACUGUCGCAACGAAGGCUACGUAUCGGGGCAGUGAACUUCGGUUACUGAUGAUAGAGUCAUGCCUUUCCGGCUGGCUGCCCUUACAGUUCGGUAUCACAAUUGAAUAAUUUAGUGAUCAAGGAUGUUACUAUUUAAUGCAGUUCCCAUGUGUAUACUGUAAUGAUUGCUCGCUUUUGAAUAAUGUAAGUGAUAAUUCCCUGCCCAGUACAUCUUUUACGCUACAAGCUAGAACGAUUCAGUGUCUAGGGGUUGUAUUCAAAUCAUUAUUAGCCAUCACAAUCAAUCACAAGUCA